Linum trigynum is the source of this 318-nucleotide messenger RNA. Lineage: Eukaryota; Viridiplantae; Streptophyta; Magnoliopsida; Malpighiales; Linaceae. The record is from the annotation of a GenBank genome assembly.
AUGGAUGCUGAACCUAAGAUACAAGAUGAAGAGAAGGAAGGAGCUAAGGCGACUGAAGGACAAGAUGAAGGGCAACAUAUCUUGAUAGAGAAAGUCUAUAGGGCUGAGGAUAAUGCCCUGGAAAAGAUACCCAUUGAGCAGGGCACUGGUAGGAAUGACCAAGGGAGACUAACUGAAACACAACAAAAAGCACCAUCAGAAUCAAUAUACCAUAAAAGAAGUAUGGGAGCAGUCCAGAGACUUAUUAUGGAGAAGAAUGCCGAAACAGAACACCGGAAGCCGAGGGGAAAAAGUUGGUGGAGACAGGAACAAGCAUAA